CCAGUGUUCGUUGGAAUAGUGGGUACCGCAAGCGCGUGCAACUGUUGAUAUAUAUAUACUGUUAAGUGUUACGGUUCGGGCGAAUUUUUUUCCGUUCCACCGCCGCGUACGGUGUUCUUCGAGUCCUUUCAGUAUUCGCGUCCACUCGUCCCCCGAAGGAAUAUUAGCGUAAUAUUGGUGGCGUCACACAGUAUUAUACGAUUAUCGUCGGCGAGAAGAAAACCUCAGCUGCGCUAUUUACGCAAAACGAUAUAAUAAUCCAUUUAUUUAUAAUACUAUAUCAAAGUAUAUAUUAAAUUAAAUUUUCGUGGGCCGGAUCGAAAACUGCUCGCUAUGUCUUUCUUUCAGGAGGAGAACGACGAGUAUGAGGAUGUGAGCACUGUUAUGGUUCGAAACUCGCAUCUAGAUCUUAUGGAUCAAGAUAUAUUGUAUCAUUUAGCUCUAGGGAGUGGUUCACAUGACCUAAGAGCCAUGUUCGGUGAUGUUAAGUUUGUGUGUAUGGGCGGGACACCAAAACGUAUGGAACAAUUCGCUUAUAGAUUGAUGGAAGAAAUAUCGUACAAAAUACCUACAGGUACCACAUUGCAGGACAUCAGUCGAUAUUCGUACAGAUACUCUAUGUACAAAGUUGGCCCUGUUUUGUGUAUAAGCCAUGGUAUGGGCAUGCCUUCGGUGGGAAUCCUUUUACACGAGACCAUCAAGCUGAUGUUCCAUGCUAAAGUCGUAGAUCCUGUCUUCUUUAGGAUAGGUACAAGUGGUGGUAUCGGACUGGAAGGCGGGACUGUGAUUAUUUCCGACGAGGCCGUGGACGGAACCCUCCAACCACACCUGGAAUUACAAAUUCUGGGCAAGACUGUGAAAAGGAGUUCGGUCCUUGAUAAGAAACUACAAUGGGAGUUAAAAUCGCUAGCGGAACCAGAUGACCCGUAUCCUACAGUGAUCGGCAAGACUGUAUGCACCAGCGACUUUUAUGAAGGUCAAGGACGUAUGGACGGAGCAUUUUGUGACUUCACAGAAGAAGAAAGAAUGGAAUACUUAGAAAAAUUAAAAUUUAAUGGUGUGAGGAAUAUCGAGAUGGAAUCUUUAGCUUUCGCAGCACUAACGCACCAUGCGGGGAUUAAAGCAGCCGUGGUUUGUGUCACUCUGUUGGACCGGCUAAAAGGAGAUCAGAUCCACUACCCCAAAGAGGUGUUGGACGAAUGGCAGCAGAGACCCCAGAAACUAGUGUGCCGUUACAUAAAGAAAUACCUGUCGAAGCGGGGCUUGAUAUUGAACAACCAUUGCGGUUCAGUGAACGUGAAAAGCCCGAGGAGGUUCAAGCUCGUCCAACAAGAAUCUGAAAGUUAUGACUAAAUCAAACAAUUCAAUACAAUACGCUUCCGGACGUGCGCCUCAACACGAUACGCCUAUAUAAUAUAAUAUUAAACUAUAACCGUUGACGAUAAAAUACUACCUAUCUAUAUAUGAUAAUAUUUAUAUAAUUUAAGCGGGUUCGUGUUUAAAAACGCUACCCACCUAUUUUAUUCCAAUAAUUUCUUCUUUUUAAAGACUUUUUUCAUACUUAAUAUUAUAUUAUAUCUUUAUAUCAUACACCCAUAUAAUAUAAUACAUACCUAACCUACCAUUAAAUAUUAUAUUCUACGAUAUAUAUAUCUUCCCCACUCUUAACAUAUUUUUGAACAUUUUUUGUAUUUUAACUAUAUAUGUAUUAAUAAGUAUAGCUUCUUUGUAAUAAAAACUUAGUGUACUAGCAAUAUUUUAACUGGUAGAAAACUAAAAAAAAAACCACUUAUAUUCGAUUUACAUAUUAUUUUAUAUUACCUGGUUUUACUUAAGUAUAUAAAACCUACUUCUUUGACAUUUAUAUAUAUACCCAUAAAAUAAAAUAGUUGGUUAUAGCCGUACAAUUGUACUUGAACAUCACGUCUUCGAAAAAUAUUCCAUCUUUUAUUUAUAAAAUAAUUUACGUGUUUUAUAUUAUAAAAAUGGUAUUUCAAACAACAUUUAUCGUUUAUGAAGCCUUUGACUACAUUAUUAUUGCUCAAAAUUUGUUUGCACGUAAUUCCAAACACCAAUAAGUAGGCAACUAAUAAUGAUACAAAUAAAACAAACACCUUGUACUAUGCA
Metopolophium dirhodum (rose-grain aphid) is the source of this 2127-nucleotide messenger RNA. RefSeq names its product uridine phosphorylase 2. The record is from RefSeq and is a predicted model, not a curated record. Gene Ontology annotation, molecular function: uridine phosphorylase activity. Gene Ontology annotation, cellular component: cytoplasm; cytosol. Gene Ontology annotation, biological process: uridine catabolic process; nucleotide catabolic process. Lineage: Eukaryota; Metazoa; Arthropoda; Insecta; Hemiptera; Aphididae. The coding region runs from base 334 to 1353 and encodes 339 amino acids. The transcript is spliced from 7 exons.